AUUACCACUUUCACAUCCCUCCGUCUCUCUCUCUUCUCCUUCUUCCUCUCUCAUAUCAACACCUUUGAGCACACCAGUUUUUCAUGAGAAGUCUAAGAUGAAGUUCAUGAAAAUAGGGACAAAGCCUGACACUUUCUACACUCAAGAUGCUUCAAGGAUUUUGAUAACAGACACACCCAACGAUCUCGUUGUUAGAAUCAACAACACCACUUAUCAUCUCCACAGAUCUUCUCUUGUUCCAAAAUGUGGGCUGUUGCCAAGGCUUUUCACUGAUUCAGAGGAGUCAGAUAGUGUUACAAUAGAGCUGAAUGACAUACCUGGGGGUUCAGAUGCUUUUGAGCUGUGCGCUAAGUUCUGCUACGGCAUCACCAUCAACCUCAGUGCUCAUAACCUUGUGAAUGUGCUCUGUGCUUCCACGUUUCUCCGGAUGUCUGAUUCUUCAGGUUUCUCAGUUAAAGAAAACGAAGCAGCGCUGGAAAGGCAUCGGCGUGUUGUUAACACAGUUGUGAAUAUGAUUCCUGCAGAUAAAGGGUCGGUUUCAGAGGGGUUUUUGCUGAGACUUGUUAGCAUAGCGAGUUAUGUGGGAGCAUCUCUCACAACAAAGACUGAGUUGAUUAGAAAAGCUGGUCUGCAACUCGACGAGGCAACUCUUGAUGACCUCUUGUUGCGUUCACACUCAUCCUCUCAUCACCGUCGCUAUGAUACCGACUUGGUUGCUACAGUUCUUGAGAGUUUUUUAAUGCUCUGGAGAAGACAAUCUUCUGCGCAUCUAUCUAGUAACAACAGUCAAUUGGUGCAUUCAAUCAGGAAGGUGGCAAAGCUUAUUGAUUCAUAUCUUCAGGCAGUGGCACAAGAUGUCCAUAUGUCAGUUUCCAAAUUCGUGUCUCUUGCUGAGACAGUGCCCGACAUUGCACGUGAAAGCCAUGACAGACUUUACAAAGCGAUCAACAUAUAUCUCAAGGUGCAUCCCGAGAUAAGCAAAGAAGAGAAGAAACAACUAUGCCGAAGUCUUGACUGCCAGAAACUGUCUGCAGAGGUACGUGCACACGCUGUGAAAAAUGAGAGGAUGCCCUUAAGGACGGUUGUCCAAGCCCUCUUCUUCGACCAAGAGAGCAGUUCUAAAGGAGCAUCAAGUCGAUUAGAGAGCCAAGAACUCUUUUCAAGAGGUAAAGAGACGUCCACGGAUAUGCACAAGCUUCACCUAGGUCAAGCGGAAACAGCUUCUAUAGGGAAAGCUAAGAAUAUACUUGAGGGAGCCAAAAGAGGAGAAGAGAAAAUUAGAUCCAGUACAGACCCCAAGAAGAUAGUGCGGAAAGAAACAAGAUCAGAGCAUAAGCAUCAUAUAAGUAGAGACAGGUAGUGGACUAAACGUCUUAGGCCACUGAAACUCAGUGUCUUCUUUGCAUUCACCAGACAUCUGAUGAUGAUUGUAGAAUCCAGUGGCAUAAUCUUGUAUUAAUACAGUGCAGAGCUCAAGCUCCUGCUCAACUAUUAUCGUGUAGCUUAUAUCUUAAGAAACCAAUUAUUAUGCAACAUGGAAUUAUACGUAGUACAGUUUGUUCCUA
Camelina sativa (false flax) is the source of this 1565-nucleotide messenger RNA. Lineage: Eukaryota; Viridiplantae; Streptophyta; Magnoliopsida; Brassicales; Brassicaceae. The record is from RefSeq and is a predicted model, not a curated record.